AUGCCAUCUGAUGUUCAAAAAGUUGAUUCCAGAUCAACAAAUAAUACCAAUACAAGAUUAAGAUCAAAUUCUGCGUUAAAAAAUUGGAAAAAACAAUCAUAUAAACAAUAUCAACCUAAAUUCUUGAAUAGUUUAACCACCUCGGGAACAAAUGCAUUAUCAACAUCAUCUACCACAAAAGAUAUACCAUUACCAUCAAUUGAAUGUUUCGAAUUACAAUACAUCCUAAAUAAUGUUCUAACAAAUGAAUCACAACAAGUUAUAAAUGAUUUAUUAAAAGUUACAACAAAUUAUCAAAACGAUUUAAGAAAUGAAAUUAAAAAAAAUUUAUCAAUAGAACAAAAAAUUCAAUUUAAAAAUAUAAGUAUAUGUAAAAAUAUUCAUCAAGUUAAUCAAAUUAUUCAUCAACGUAAAAAAAAAUUGAAGAAAGUUGUUGUAGGUAAUUCAAAGUUUAAUUAUUUGUUAGGUGAUGGCUCUCAUCAAGAUGAAAAUGAUAUUAAUCAAUUGUUAAUAAAAAGUGUUGAAAUUAGUGAUCGAGUUAAAAGUACUACAAAAAAUCUACGAGCUUUGGAGUUGAAGGUAAGCAAUGGGGAAAGUUUUAUUAACAAUGAGAAGUAUCCAAACUUAUUCAGAUUAUUUAAUAAAGAGAAACCGAAGGAAGAACCACCAACUUCGUACCAGGAUAUACUACCACAAAAGCUAACAACACCUACUGUCAGCAACAAGCAAUUUCCAGAUGAUGAGGAUGAUCAACCACCAUCAAUUGAUUUACUGCCCAAAAAUAGCAUUUGUUCACUGGAAGAAACUCAAAAAUCAACAUCAACAGAAGUGGAAGAAGAAGAGGCUUUCAAAAAUAAUAUUUCAUUAAUUACAAUAACAAAACCUUUACCAGCACAAUCAACAAGUCCCCAAUCAAAUGCAACUAUUGAGUUUGAUGGAGAUAUAGAACCACUGGAAUUUGAAAAUUUUAUGUCAUCAAGCAUAGCCAAGUAUAGGACACUACAAAAACAAAAACAAGCGUCAAAACAAAUUCUAGCAUUUGAAAAUGAUAAUGAUAGGAAUGGAGAAAUAGAUAAUGAUGAUGAAUUCAUCAAUGCAAAUAAUAUAAUAGAAUUCCCUUCGAACUCGAUAAUCCAUAAUAAUCCAUUAAACUUACUAUAUUCUCAAUUGAUUUCAAAUCCAAAAUAUCAAUCUCAAGAACUGGAACUAAGUACACCACCAAGAAAAAAUAAUUAUCCAUUUGCAUCAAUAUUGAGUAUAAAAUCAUCGGCCACUAUUAAAUCCACUGAUCAAAUAUCACACUUCAAGAAAUUGAGGAUUAAUGGAAGUCCAUUAAAUACUGAACAUUAUAGAAAAAAAUUGGAAAAGGAAAAUAAUCAUACCAAAAAAAUUGAUGAUGCUGUGUUGGCUGAAACCUUAUUAGAAACUUUGGUGGUUGAUGCAGAAAAUCAACAAAAAGAACAAGAUAAUAUAGGUAAUAAUGAAGAUGAUGAAUUGUGGAACUCUUCUGGCUUGACGAGUGAGGAAGAAAAUGAAGAAGAAACUAACAUAAUAUUAAUGAAUAAUGAAUCUCAAGAAUUAAAUGACUUAAAUUCGAAUUUUUCAUCAACUUCAGAUUCAGACUCAGAUUCAGAAUCUGACUACACCAAAACAAAUGAAAUUAACCCUAGAAAUUUAACAAAUAUACAAUUCACAAAUCAGUACUACAACAAUUUACAAAAGGAUUUCAAACAAAAACAGCAACAACAACAACAACAAAAACAAAAACAGAAAAGAAAACUAAAAAAUAGUAAAGAACUUUCACCAAUAAAAAUCUCAUCACUUCAUAUAAAAGAAUUAUCACCAACUCCAAAACAUAAACCAUCACAUCACAUCCUAAAACCCAAGCGAUCAAUCCUAAAAACUCAACCACAACAACAAUUUCCUAAAAAAUCAAUCAAAAUAAUUACUAGUGCACAAACAAGUAAUAAAUCAUCUAGAUCUUCAAGUUUUGAUAAAAAAUUACAUCCUGAAGAUAUUAGUGCAUUAUCUGAAUUAAAUUCAAAUUAUAGUUCUAAAAUAGGAAAUAUUAUCAACAAGUGUAAUGUUAAUGGAACUAUUGUCACUAAACGAAGAAAAUCAAAUGAAAUUGAUGAAGAAGUUGAAGUAAGUGGUAGUGAUGAUGAAAAUGAUCAAGAAUCGAUUUUAAUUUUGAAAAAUUAUGUUAAAUAG
This is a messenger RNA of Lodderomyces jiufengensis, 2211 nucleotides long. RefSeq lists its product as uncharacterized. The record is from RefSeq and is a predicted model, not a curated record. NCBI's taxonomy places the organism in Eukaryota, Fungi, Ascomycota, Pichiomycetes, Serinales, Debaryomycetaceae. Bases 1 to 2211 code for a protein of 736 amino acids. The transcript has a single exon.